AUGUUUGAUCAAUUUUAUUGUUUAUUUUGCUAUAAAACAAAUAUGUAUUUGUUAAUAUCAACCAUGUUUUACACUAAUCAUAUUAUGAUCAAUGUGAUGUUUAGGACAAUUUUAUCAGCAAGAUCCAAUCACAAUCCGAUACCUCCUCAUAAUCCAAACGUACAUCAUCGUAUUAACCCACGUGUAUUCAAUUAUCCAACAUUGGCAGAAAUGAGACGAAAUUGGGCCUCACAAGAGAAUCCAGCAAUAACACAUCAAGUUCGAAUUGUUCCUCGAACACAAUUCCUAGGAAACCGUGAUGUUAAUAGAUCCACAAGGAGACUCGAGAAUGCUUUGGAUUUCAAUUCUGUAGUACAGGAUAUUUGUGCAAUUUUCACCUAUAAAAAUUAUACCAAUAUUGAUCAGAUAUUGCAUAGAUUGGGGUAUACUAAAGUGUUUGAGACACCAAAAUCACUAAUAUACUGCAAUGACAUGUAUUGCCUUAAAAUUGGUAUACUUGAUUUGGAUAUGGGACUAGAAAGUGAGAAAUUGAGUAGAAUUCGAUCAGAUCACGUUGUUAAAUUGUACAACCAUAAGACAGUCAAAAUGAAAUUAAUUCAUCAGGAAGAUAUUACCGAAGUAUCAAGUGAGAUUAAUGUGAGCUUUUUGUUACAGGAGAAGCUAAGUUUCAUUGCAUCCGUUCAUACAAUUAGACAAUGUGAAGAAGGUAUCAAAAAACUAGCCAAAGAUGUUUUAUUGGGAAUCAGCAAUAUCAAUUAUGCCAAUUUAAUUCAUACGGAUAUCAAAAACAAUAACAUAAUGGGCGUAGUCAAUGACGACAAAGUUACUUGGAAAUUGAUUGACCUGGAUUUAGCCGUACCAAAUAUAAUCGGUCAUAGACAGUGUCAUACAAUGUAUAUGUACUGGUUUCUACCACCUGAAUGCGCAUAUCACGGCUAUUUUACAACCAAAAGUGACAUUUGGAGCCUUGGAUUGUUACUUUAUCAGUUAUGUUUCUUUGAUAAGCGUGAUGGAUACGGAAUGCACAAAUUGAAACAGCACCUUCAUGGCCAUUUUGGAUAUAGAUACAGUAAGAGACACCUAGUCAAUAGAAACAGUCCAAUUCCACUGUCAUUUCCUGAUCACAUUUCAUCAGAUUGUAGGGAAUUCAUCAUGAAAAUGCUCAUUGUUGAUUACAAUCUACGACCAUCAGCAUCCACUUUGAUCUAUCACAGAUUCAUCACUGCAUAA
Molecule: messenger RNA, 1230 nt
Organism: Enterospora canceri
Lineage: Eukaryota; Fungi; Microsporidia; Enterocytozoonidae
Source: the annotation of a GenBank genome assembly